Molecule: messenger RNA, 3806 nt
Organism: Falco peregrinus (peregrine falcon)
Lineage: Eukaryota; Metazoa; Chordata; Aves; Falconiformes; Falconidae
Gene: SEZ6
Product: seizure related 6 homolog
Exons: 17
Coding region: 101-3004 (967 amino acids)
Biological process (GO): synapse maturation; regulation of dendrite development
Cellular component (GO): endoplasmic reticulum; dendritic spine; dendritic shaft
Source: RefSeq, a predicted model, not a curated record
GGGCCCCCCCGGCCCCGGGAUUGGCGGGCGCCGCACUCGGAGCGUUGCGGCGCGGCCGUGCCCGCAGCGGAGCUGUCCGCGGUGCUGACCGCCGCCGGCCAUGGGCUCGCCGCCGCCCGCCCUGCUGCUGCCGCUCCUCGCCGCGCUGCUCCGCGCACCGGCCCACGGCUUCAAUGGGCUGGCAAGGAAGGCUGGGGAGAGCGCUGAGGCCGAGGGGGAGCCGACGGCACUGCCCACACCGGCGGAGCGGGAGGCGGAGGCUCGCUUCGUGAGCACAGCACCCACGCUGAAGCUCCUCAACCACCACCCGCUGCUGGAGGACCUGCUGCACGAAGCCUUCCUGAAGAAGGACUACCUGGGCCAGGCACCAUUCCUGCCUGCUGGCCCUGGCCCCCUCCUGCCUGCCAGCGCCCUCGAGCCAGCCCCUGGCCCCCCAGCCCCCGAGCCCCCACCACGCACCCCCGCCCUGCCCAGGGCUGCCUUCCCCACUGACCCGCUGACCACCCCGGCAGGGCGCCCGGGGCUGUGGGGGGAGGCGUGGGGGGCUGUGCCAGGUGCUGACCCUUCAUGGUCCCCCGCCGGGGUGCUGGAGUCGGGUCCUGCAUCUUCCAGCCAGGCACCCGCCACCCCUAGCACAUCCCUGGGACCCCGCGCUGGGACCACCAUGGUCCCCGGGGAUGAGGAGGGGACCACCACCACCUCCACCAUCACCACCACCACCGUCACCACACUGCAGGGUCCAGUCCCCUGCAACCGGACGCUGGCAGGCCCUGAGGGCUGGCUGGUGUCCCCGGAGCUGGCCGGUGUCCCCUACGAUGGCAGCCUGGACUGUACCUACACCGUCACCGUCUACCCUGGCUAUGGUGUGGAGCUCAAGGUACACAACAUCAGCCUGGUGGAGGGGGAGACGCUGACGGUGGAGAGCGCGGGGGGCCUGGAGCCCACCCUCCUGGCCAAUGAGUCCUUCCUGCUGCGGGGCCAGGUCAUCCGCAGCCCUGCCAACCUCCUCACCCUCCGCUUCCAGAGCCCCCGGCCCCCCAGCCCCGGCUCCUACCGCUUCCACUACCAAGCCUACCUGCUGAGCUGCCCCUUCCCGGCACGGCCGGCUUUCGGGGAGGUCUCUGUCAGCAGCCUGCACCCCGGCGGGGAUGCCCGCUUCCGCUGCGCUGCCGGCUACCAGCUGCAAGGUGCCCACCGGCUCACCUGCCGCAAUGCCACCCGGCCCUUCUGGAGUGCCCGUGAGCCCCUCUGCCUCGCGGCGUGUGGCGGGGUGGUCCGGAAUGCCACGGUGGGACGCAUCGUCUCGCCCGGCUUCCCUGGGAACUACAGCAACAACCUGACAUGCCACUGGCUGCUGGAGGCGCCUGCCAGCCACCGCCUGCACCUCCAUUUCGAGAAGGUCUCACUGGCAGAGGAUGAUGACAGGCUCAUUAUCCGCAACGGCAACAACGUGGAGGCACCGCCGGUGUACGACUCCUACGAGGUGGAGUACCUGCCCAUUGAGGGGCUGCUCAGCACCGGGCGCCACUUCUUUGUGGAGCUCACCACCGACAGCAGCGGGGCCGCUGCAGGCAUGGCACUGCGCUAUGAGGCCUUUGAGCAGGGACAUUGCUACGAGCCCUUUGUCAAGUACGGGAACUUCACGGCCAGCGACCCCCGGUACCCCGUGGGCACCACAGUGGAGUUCAGCUGCGACCCUGGCUACACGCUGGAGCAGGGCUCCACCGUCAUCGAGUGCGUCGACCCCAGUGACCCACAGUGGAACGAGACGGAGCCAGCGUGUCGCGCGGUGUGCAGUGGGGAGCUGACGGACACGGCCGGUGUGGUGCUGUCACCCAACUGGCCGGAGGCAUACGGCAAGGGCCAGGACUGCAUCUGGGGGCUGCACGUGGAGGAGGACAAGCGCAUCAUGCUGGAUGUCCGCGUGCUGCGGCUGGGGAUGGGGGACGUGCUGACCUUCUACGAUGGGGACGACCUGACAGCCCGCAUCCUGGGCCAGUACACGGGCACCCGCGGCCGUUUCAAGCUCUACGCCUCCACUGCCGAUGUCACCGUCCAGUUCCAGUCUGACCCUGGCACCGGUGCCUUUGGCUACCAGCAGGGCUUUGUCAUCCAUUUCUCCGAGGUCCCCCGUAACGACACCUGCCCUGAGCUGCCAGACAUUGCCAAUGGCUGGAAGACGUCCUCGCAGCCGGAGCUGCUCCAUGGCACCGUGGUCACCUACCAUUGCUACCCUGGCUUCCAACUGGCUGGCACCGACCUCCUGAUGUGUCACUGGGACCUGACGUGGAGCGGUGACCUGCCCACCUGCGAGCGGGUGACCUCCUGCCGGGACCCCGGGGAUGCUGAGCACAGCCGCAGGGUGGUCUCCAGCCCUAAAUUCCCAGUGGGAGCCACUGUGCAGUAUGUCUGCGACAAGGGCUACAUCCUGGCGGGUGCUGGGACCCUCACCUGCCACGACCGCGCUGCGGGGGGACCCAAGUGGAGUGACCGUCUCCCCAAGUGCAUCCCGGAGACCUACGAGCCCUGCCACAACCCCGGCGUGCCGGCGGGCGGGCGGCAGAGCCCCGAGUGGCGGCUGUACCCGGCCGGAGCCACCUUGCGCUUCUCCUGCACUGCUGGCCGGGCACUGCUGGGCGAGGGCAGCCUGCGCUGCCUGCCCGGGCACCCCUCGCGCUGGAGCGGCUCACCUCCCAUCUGCAAGGCGGCUUCCUAUGAUGACUUUUACAGCAACCGCAACCUGGAUGCUGUGGCCAAGGCCGUGCCCUCGGGGACGGGGCUGGAGGGCACCAACGUCGCCAUCGCUGUCUUCCUGCCCAUACUGGUGGUGGCCCUGCUCAUCGGAGGCAUUUACCUCUACUUCUCCAAGCUCCAGGGGAAGCCAGCCCUGCAGCUGCCCCUCGCUGGCUCCCACCCCUAUGACCAUAUCACCGUGGAGUCGGCAUUCGACAACCCCACCUACGAGACAGGAUCUGUUUUCUUUGCAGGACACGAGGGAGUAUGAGGUGUCCAUCUAGGCGUGGGCAGCGUGGAGCUGGGCGCUGCAGCCACACCACCUGGGCCUCCCCGGGCCCACCGGCACCCCCGUGCCCGCCGGCCCCCCGCCACGGCCCAGGCCCACCUCUCCCGGGGAGGUUCAAACCAAGCACUCGGUGGGAGCGACCCAGGCACCAGCCACCCCCCUGCCACCCCUAACCCACCUGGACCCCGGUGGGGUCGGUCUGAGCCCCGCUGCCCCCCCUGCCCUGGACUCCUGGGGUGCUGAGCCGGCGGGGGUCCCCAGGCCUCAUCCUGCCCCCUGGCCCCGUGACGGAGGUGGGGACCCAGGCAGGGGGAGCGGGGCUGUGGGGACCCCCAGCUGAGGACAGGGCUCCCCGGGGCUGCAGCGGGGAGGGGGCAGCGGGAUGUCCUGCAAAGCCCCCUUGGGGGGGGUGUCCUUGUGUGGCUAUGGGGGUGCCCCCUACCCUUCACCCACCCCCAGCACAGGGUCUGCCCCCCCACACCCCCGUGUCUCCCACUGCUGCCACGCAGGCACGUGUGUCCCCCCCGUGCCCCGAGCAUGCUGCGCGCCCCCGGCCCCCCCCGGCUUGCUUCACCCUCCCUGGGGUGCCCCCCCCCGGCCACCGGCCCGGUGCCCCAGCAGGGUGCCAGCCCGGGGCGACGGCGGGCGGCAGCGGGCAUGGCUCUGCCCCCCGCCCGGGCUGAUGGGCCCGGUCCCGGCCCCAGCCGCCCCCCCCCGGCCUGGAGCGGGCACCCCCCUCCAUCUUUUGGUUGUUUCAUUAAUAAAAACUGGUGUUUUAGAAGAA